Ochlerotatus camptorhynchus is the source of this 2394-nucleotide messenger RNA. It is a transcript of the gene GC, whose product is annotated as gamma-glutamyl carboxylase. The record is from RefSeq and is a predicted model, not a curated record. Gene Ontology annotation, molecular function: vitamin binding; gamma-glutamyl carboxylase activity. Gene Ontology annotation, biological process: peptidyl-glutamic acid carboxylation. The coding region runs from base 375 to 2384 and encodes 669 amino acids. Lineage: Eukaryota; Metazoa; Arthropoda; Insecta; Diptera; Culicidae. The transcript is spliced from 3 exons.
AUCGCCAUAGUAUAUAUAGAAGGAUGUCAUCCGAUUCAGCCAUCAGUACGCAUCGACAUCCUUGAAAGGCUUAUUUUCUUGGAUCAGUUCGCAUACACGUAGUCACUAAAUAAACAUUACGAAACCAAAAACAUGCUUACGCAAGCGAUUAAAAGUGCAUAAAACCUCGAUUUCCAAAAUGUGGGCUAUUGGAUCAUUUAACAAGGAAAAGUGAAUUCCCUAUCGCAAUCAAACAUUCACCUGCAUAAGUGCUGACGAGCGCCCAUUUUCACGGAUACUGUAUUGCCGAUCAACGAAUCAGCUAAUAACGUCGAUAACAAUUGAAUUGAUUUUCCCCUUAACCAAUCAACCCAAACAGAUAAAUAGCAAUCGAGAUGGGUAGAAAGCAUGAGCCGAUGAAAACAUCUUCCUCGCGAUGGCAAACGCUGCGAGCCAAUCUUCCGCGUCUCGUCGACAAGUACUGCGGCCACGAUUUGAAGUGCUGGCAAUCGUGUGAUGGAUUUAUGGCGCUUAUGUACCGCCCAACGGAUGCCGCAGCCCUCGGAGUAGCACGGAUGCUGUUCGGGCUGAUGAUGCUGAUUGAUAUUCCCGAGGAGCGCGGAGGUGGAGAUCUAGACUUUCGCUGGGGCGAUCCCAGCGGCUGCAAAUUUCCACUGAUCAACGGCAUGGAACCGAUGAGUUAUCCGCGGAUGGGAAUCGUCUAUUUGAUUAUGUGGCUGGGAGCGUUGGGGAUUAUGUUGGGCUAUCGAUUCCGGCUAACUAGCUUGAUGUUUGUUAUUAGCUAUUGGUACGUGUUUCUGCUGGACAAAAGUGCUUGGAAUAAUCAUAGCUACUUGUAUGGAUUGCUUGGAACAUUAUUUCUAUUUACGGAUGCCCACAAGUUCCUCUCAUUGGAUGCUCUUAGGGACAAAGGCCUGCAGCGAGAAGUGCCGUUUUGGAAUUAUUUCAUACUGAAAUAUCAGUUCUUCAUACUGUACUUUCUAGCGGGAUUGAAAAAAAUGUGUGCAGAAUGGCUCUCCGGAUAUGCCAUGACCAAUCUGAGCUACCACUGGGUGUUUCUUCCAUUCAGAUUACUCAUCGGAGCGAAGCUUACCGACCUGUUGAUUAUUCACUGGUUCGGUUGCAUAUUCGACACAUCGGUAGUAUUUUUCCUGAUAUACGCUCCCACUCGAAAAAUGGCCACGCUGUUCGCUUGUGCUUUCCAUCUGAUGAAUUCACGCCUAUUCCACAUUGGAAUGUUCCCAUGGGUAUGUUUAACGCAACUUCCCCUGUACUACAGCGUCAGUUGGCCACGGAUAGUGUGGGAAAAGCUAUCGCUUAAUAAUAAUAAGUGCCACGAUAAGGUUGACAAACUAAAAGAGACACCAAAUUGUCCGAAACCUCAAAGCACACCAACAAUGCGAAAUAAAAUGGCCAUGUUUUCUAUGGUUUUCUAUUGUGGGCUGCAACUUUUCCUACCAUAUUCUCACUUCAUCACCAAGGGAUAUAAUAACUGGACUAAUGGCCUGUAUGGAUACUCCUGGGACAUGAUGGUUCAUGCUUGGGAUACGGUACUCACAUCUAUCAAGGUUGUGGACAACCAUAACAACCAUAGUCUCUAUCUUCUGCCGUACGCCUUCGUGGAUAAUGAUCGAUGGACCAAGCAUGCUGAUAUGGCUUACCAGUUUGCCCAUUGCAUUGAUAGAAACAUUCACGAAGAAUACCGGACUGAUCGCAUAUCGAUGACAAAUUUUUCUGUCCAUUUCGACAUCUGGUGCAGCAUGAAUGGACGAUUCUUGCAACGCAUAUUCAAUCCCCAAGUUGACAUACUAACCGCCAGCUGGUCACCAUUCAAAGCAGUCGAUUGGUUGUUACCACUGCUUCAUGAAUUCACAGAAAUGCGAUCCAUGAUAGAUAAAAUGACCCACGAAGUACACUCUUGGAGUAAUACUUCCGAUGUGCUGUUCGUAGCGGAUUUUCCUGGAUUGACGUUAGAUAACUACAUAGUUCCCGAUAUGGACAAUGUCACCUUGACCAUACUGGAAGGAAGUGUAGAAUACAGACACGCUAAAGAUAGUAAAAUCAAGCAUUUACAAAAAGGACAGAGUCUGCAUAACAUCCCUCCAAUGUUCCACCAUGUGACCACCACUAGUACGACACCGUCGUCUAUGUUGUACACAUACGUUAACAAAACCAUGAAAGCUGCCCCAACGGAGGAAGAACUGGCCGAGAGAAGGCAAUCCAAACCGAUGCUACCGUUGUGGAAUGAGUUCAAUCAAAGAUACCGAAACUAUGUGAGAUUCCUGCAGCACGUGGGUAAUUCGUUGCUGUAUGAAAUCUACGGCGUUCCGAUGCCGAGAAGAGUGAGAAUCACGCCAGAUGAGACUACGUGGACAACCGAAUGAAUGGGAUUAU